Molecule: messenger RNA, 270 nt
Organism: Paramecium octaurelia
Lineage: Eukaryota; Ciliophora; Oligohymenophorea; Peniculida; Parameciidae
Source: the annotation of a GenBank genome assembly
AUGGAAUUCAUCGUAAAAAAUUAAAGGACAAGGUCAUUAAAUCACUGUUUAAUUUUGAAAAACAAUGAAGAUUUUUUAUUUCUAGUAGUUCAGCUAACACAAUUAAGUUUUGGAUUAACAAUCACUGAUCAUACUAAUUAUGUUUAUUAAAUAGAUUUAAAUGAAGAACAAGAUAAAGUUAGUUCUUGUGGAUAAAAUAAUAGAAUAUUAGAAAAUGAGUAUUCUGUUUAAAAUAAAGCUGGGUGUUAUAUCAUAUAUAAAAUAGAUUGA